GGGGCGGGCGGCGGGGCGCGUGCUGCUUUCCUGCAUCCCCGGGGCCACUUCCGGCCAGCGAGUGCGAGCGGCGUGGCCGCGGGACACGAUUUGUUUUCCUUUUAAAUUCCAACUCUGCAGGAAGCAAUGACAGCCCGAGUACUUGUAAUUGGAAGUGGCGGAAGGGAGCAUACAUUGGCCUGGAAACUUGCACAGUCUCAUCAUGUCAAACAAGUGUUGGUUGCCCCAGGAAAUGCAGGCACUGCCUGCUCUGGAAAGAUUUCAAAUACAGCUAUCCCCGUCAGUAAUCACACUGCCCUUGCUCAGUUCUGCAAAGAUGAGAAAAUUGAGUUUGUAGUUGUUGGACCUGAGGCACCUCUGGCUGCUGGAAUUGUUGGAGACCUGACCUCUGCAGGAGUACGAUGCUUCGGCCCCACAGCAGAAGCAGCUCAGUUGGAGUCCAGCAAAAGAUUUGCCAAAGAGUUCAUGGACCGACAUGGGAUCCCAACUGCACGAUGGAGAGCUUUCACCAAACUUGAAGAGGCCUGCAGCUUCAUUAUGAAUGCAGACUUCCCUGCAUUGGUGGUGAAAGCCAGUGGUCUUGCAGCUGGAAAAGGGGUGAUUGUUGCAAAGAGCAAAGAAGAGGCCUGCAAGGCUGUACAAGAGAUUAUGCAGGAAAAGGCUUUUGGAGCAGCUGGAGAAACAAUCGUCAUUGAAGAACUUCUUGAAGGAGAAGAAGUGUCUUGUCUGUGUUUCACUGAUGGGAAGACAGUGGCCCCCAUGCCCCCGGCACAAGACCACAAGCGAUUACUGGAAGGCGAUCAGGGCCCCAACACAGGGGGGAUGGGAGCCUAUUGUCCAGCACCUCAGGUUCCUAUGGAUUUGUUACUGGAAAUUAAGAACACUGUUCUUCAGAGGGUGGUAGAAGGCAUGCAGCAAGAGGGUACGCCAUAUACAGGAAUUCUUUAUGCUGGCAUAAUGCUGACCAAGGGCGGCCCGAAGGUUCUGGAAUUUAAUUGCCGUUUUGGUGAUCCAGAGUGCCAAGUAAUCCUCCCACUUCUUCAGAGUGAUCUUUAUGAAGUGAUUCAGUCCACCCUAGAUGGCCGACUGAGUGCAUCUCUACCCAUUUGGCUGGAAAGCCACUCUGCCAUAACGGUUGUCAUGGCAAGUAAAGGUUAUCCUGGAGCCUACACGAAGGGUACAGAGAUAACAGGGUUUUCUGAAGCUCAAGCCUUAGGACUAGAGGUGUUCCAUGCUGGCACUUCUCUUAAAGAUGGCAAAGUGGUAACCAGUGGGGGCAGAGUCCUUACAGUGACAGCUAUCCGGGAGAAUCUCCUACUGGCCCUGGAAGAAGCCAAGAAAGGACUUGCUGUGAUAAAGUUUGAGGGAGCAGUUUAUAGAAGGGACAUCGGCUUUCGGGCCAUAGCUUUCCUCCAACAGCCCAGGGGCCUGACAUACAAGGAAUCGGGGGUAGACAUUGCAGCUGGAAAUAUGCUGGUUAAGAAAAUUAAACCUUUAGCAAAAGCCACCUCCAGACCAGGCUGUGAUGUUGACCUUGGAGGGUUUGCUGGUCUUUUUGAUUUGAAAGCAGCAGGUUUCAAAGAUCCUCUUCUGGCCUCUGGAACAGAUGGUGUUGGGACUAAACUGAAGAUUGCCCAGCUGUGCAAUAAACACGAUACCAUUGGUCAAGAUUUGGUUGCCAUGUGUGUAAAUGACAUUCUGGCUCAAGGAGCAGAGCCUCUCUUCUUCCUUGAUUACUUUUCCUGUGGAAAACUUGAUGUCAAUACAACUGAAGCUGUUGUUGCUGGAGUGGCUCAAGCUUGCAGACAAGCUGGAUGUGCUCUUCUUGGAGGAGAAACAGCAGAAAUGCCUGACAUGUAUCCUCCGGGCGAGUAUGAUCUGGCUGGUUUUGCCGUUGGUGCCAUGGAGCGGGAUCAGAAACUCCCCCACCUAGAGAGGAUCACUGAAGGCGAUGUUGUUGUUGGAAUCGCCUCAUCCGGUCUUCACAGCAAUGGCUUUAGCCUUGUGAGGAAAAUAGUGGAGAAAUCUUCCCUCCAGUACUCCUCUCCAGCACCUGAUGGUUGUGGUGACCAGACUCUAGGGGAUCUGCUCCUAACUCCAACUAGAAUCUACAGCCAUUCACUGUUACCCAUCAUCCGUUCAGGACAUGUCAAAGCCUUUGCUCAUAUUACUGGUGGAGGACUGCUAGAAAACAUUCCCAGAGUACUGCCUCCGAAAUUCGGGGUAGAAUUGGAUGCCCGUAGCUGGAGGAUCCCUAGGGUCUUCUCAUGGUUACAGCAUGAAGGACAGCUCUCAGAAGAAGAGAUGGCCAGAACCUUUAACUGUGGAGUUGGAGCAGCUCUUGUGGUGUCAAAGAACCAAACAGAACAAAUUCUGACUGCGAUUCAUCAGCGUCAGGAAGAAGCCUGGGUGAUCGGCAGUGUGGUCGCAUGUCCUGAAGGUUCCCCUCAAGUGAAAGUCAAGAAUCUUAUUGAAACCAUGAACAUAAAUGGGUCAUUGUUGGUGAAUGGCUCUCGGAAAAAUCAUCUCCCCACCCAACCAAAGAAGGCAAGAGUGGCUGUCCUAAUAUCUGGAACAGGAUCGAACCUCCAAGCACUCAUAGACAGUACUCUGGAUCCAAAGAGCUCUGCACACAUUGUUGUUGUAAUCUCCAACAAAGCCCAAGUGGCUGGGUUGAGCAAGGCAGAGAGAGCUGGUAUUCCCACCAAAGUAAUAAAUCAUAAAUUAUACAAAAGUCGUGUCGAUUUUGACAAUGCAGUUGACCAAGUCCUUGAAGAGUUUUCCACAGACAUAGUCUGUCUUGCAGGAUUCAUGAGAAUUCUCUCUGGCCCCUUUGUCAGAAAAUGGGAUGGGAAAAUGCUAAACAUCCACCCAUCUUUGCUCCCUUCAUUUAAGGGUGCAAAUGCUCAUGAGCAAGUUCUGGAAGCUGGAGUCACAAUUACUGGGUGCACAGUACACUUUGUAGCUGAAGAUGUAGAUGCUGGACAGAUCAUUUUACAAGAAGCUGUUCCAGUGAAGAGGGGUGACACCAUUGAAACUUUGUCUGAAAGAGUAAAAUUAGCAGAACACAAAAUAUUUCCUGCAGCCCUCCAGCUAGUGGCCAGCGGAACUGUACAGCUUGGAAAAAAUGGCAAGAUCUGCUGGGUCCAAGAGGAAUGAAGCCUCCUGGUUGAGGGUUGAAGCCAGUUGUGAAGGAACUGUGGCUGUAUGCUUGUUGCCUUUUUAUCAUGGAUUUAUUAGCAAAAGAUGAAAAGCUGCUAAUAAAAAUGACUUCAUCCUUACCAUUAAAAACAAGA
Dipodomys spectabilis (banner-tailed kangaroo rat) is the source of this 3296-nucleotide messenger RNA. It is a transcript of the gene Gart, whose product is annotated as phosphoribosylglycinamide formyltransferase, phosphoribosylglycinamide synthetase, phosphoribosylaminoimidazole synthetase. The record is from RefSeq and is a predicted model, not a curated record. Lineage: Eukaryota; Metazoa; Chordata; Mammalia; Rodentia; Heteromyidae. Gene Ontology annotation, molecular function: phosphoribosylformylglycinamidine cyclo-ligase activity; phosphoribosylglycinamide formyltransferase activity; phosphoribosylamine-glycine ligase activity. Gene Ontology annotation, cellular component: cytosol. The transcript is spliced from 22 exons. Gene Ontology annotation, biological process: adenine biosynthetic process; 'de novo' IMP biosynthetic process. Bases 127 to 3159 code for a protein of 1010 amino acids.